This is a messenger RNA of Aphanomyces invadans, 294 nucleotides long. RefSeq lists its product as hypothetical. The transcript has 2 exons. Lineage: Eukaryota; Oomycota; Saprolegniomycetes; Saprolegniales; Verrucalvaceae. The record is from RefSeq and is a predicted model, not a curated record. The coding region runs from base 1 to 294 and encodes 97 amino acids. Gene Ontology annotation, molecular function: nucleic acid binding.
AUGUCGGGUGGUUGGGACAUCAGGGUGCUCAACCAGCCGGCCCAAUGGCCCGACAUGAACGUUCUUGACCUCGGCUUUUUCAACACUAUUCAAGCACCUCAGCAACGAAUGGAAUGCUCGUCCAUUGAAGACCUGGUGUGCGUCGUCGAGCAGUCUUUUGAAGACUUGGCGCCGUCGACGCUGGACAAGACCUAUGGGACUCUGCUUCGUGUGUUCCAAGCGUGCCUAGGCUGGGAGGAAGAAGAUCGUCUCGAUGAGCUGUGCAACCUGGUCAAUGGCUUGUCUGCUUCGUAG